Molecule: messenger RNA, 3831 nt
Organism: Lytechinus pictus (painted urchin)
Lineage: Eukaryota; Metazoa; Echinodermata; Echinoidea; Temnopleuroida; Toxopneustidae
Exons: 1
Coding region: 1-3831 (1276 amino acids)
Biological process (GO): DNA integration
Molecular function (GO): nucleic acid binding
Source: RefSeq, a predicted model, not a curated record
AUGGAGCAAUUAAAACCGCCGUCUCCGUUGGAUUUGGAGGCGAGGAAUCUCCCUCAAGCUUGGAGGUUGUGGAGGGAAGAAUUUGAAUUGUUCACAGAGCUUUCAGUCACAGGAGAUGAUGGGAAAAAAGUGAAACUGUUUCUCUAUUUGGUGGGAUCUAAAGGUAGAGAGCUAUACAAGACCUUGAAGUUGGAGAAUACAAACCCAUCAACUGGUGCGACGACUGAACCGGUAGUGACAUUGCAGGCAGUGCUAGACGCAUUCGAAAAGCACUGCAAUCCCCCGAAAAAUGAAACUGUUGAUAGGUAUAGAUUUUUCACCCGCCAGCAGGCAGCAGGAGAGACAUUGGAGCAGUAUAUCACUGAUUUGAAGGUACUGGCGAGCAGCUGCAAUUUCCGUGAUCUGCAUGAUUCAUUGCUGAGGGAUAGGAUCAUCGGAGGCAUCAAAGAUGAUGCAGUACGGGCGAGACUUCUACGAGAAUCCGAUUUGACACUGGACAAAGCUAUCCAGAUCUGUAGGGCUGCCGAACUUUCAAAAGAACGCAUGACAGUGUUCGACAAGGCCCAAGAUGUGCAUGCUGUGAGAAAAGCUAAGAUGAAUGGAGCUCAACAGAAACAGAUAAAGUGCAAGUUCUGUGGGAGAUCACAUGUCUUUGAUAAAAAUAAAUGCCCGGCAUUCGGCAAGAAAUGUAACAAAUGCCAGAAAGACAACCACUUUGCCAGCGUCUGCACUUCUGCAAAGCCAGCUGGAAAGGUUAGACGUGACAAGAAAUCGGUCAAUGCAGUUGAUGAAGAAGCGGAGGAUGUAGAGGAAUUCUUCGUAGAUGUCAUCAGGGCAGCAGACGAUACCGAUGACUGGUUUGUUGACCUGAAAGUGAACUCCAGAAAGGUGAGAUUCAAGUUAGACACAGGGUCCCAGUGUAACAUCAUACCAGAACUGGUGAGAAAAGAGUUGCAGUCCCCAUUACGGAAGUCAAAUUCAAGACUGAUAGUAUACUCAGAGCACAAGAUGAAGCCUCUAGGCAAGACUCAACUUAUCUGCGAACACAAGUCAAAGUUCUUUGACCUAGAGUGCCAGGUGGUGGAGCUGAGGUCACAACCAAUAUUGGGCCUACCUUCCUGUAAGCUGCUGGGUUUAGUUAAAAGAACAUAUGCUGUACGAGAGGAGACUACUGAAGUCAAUGACAAGUAUCCUCACCUCUUCCAGGGACUAGGGUGCAUGCCAGGAAAGCAUCAGAUUCAUGCUCCUAGAAUACUUCCCGUAGCUCUGAGGGAGAGGGUCAGAGAGGAACUUAAAAGAAUGGAAGACCUGAAUGUCAUUGAAAGGGUGACACAGCCGACAGCUUGGGUUAAUAGCAUGGUCACAGUUGCUAAGAAGAACAGCGACAGAGUGAGGAUAUGUCUUGACCCCAAGGAACUAAACCAAGCUAUAGAGAGGGAACACUAUCCAAUGAGAACCAUUGAAGAAGUUGUAGCAUGUAUCCCCAAUGCCAAGAUAUUCAGUACUCUAGACGCGAACUGUGGGUACUGGCAGCUACAACUGGAUGAGGCAAGCUCAGAUCUGUGUACCUUCAACACACCAUUUGGAAGGUAUAAGUACAUCAGAAUGCCCUUUGGCACUAAUUCAGCACCUGAGAUUUUCCAAAGGACAAUGUCACAAAUGUUGGAAGGUUUAGAAGGCGUUGAUGUAGUGAUGGACGACAUCCUAAUCUGGGGAACCACAAGGAAAGAACAUGAUGAACGCCUAGAUGCAGUGUUCAGAAGGCUGCAAGAGAACAAUGUCAGACUGAAUGAAAGCAAGUGUAAGAUUGCAGUAGACGAAGUGAAGUAUAUUGGACACUUGCUGACUGCUAAUGGACUGAAACCUGAUAUGAUGAAAGUAGAAGCAGUCAAGAACAUGACGCAGCCUGCCAAUAAGAAAGAACUUCAGAGAUAUCUAGGCAUGAUCAACUAUCUUGGCAAGUUUCUGCCAAACUUGUCUGAAGUUACUGCACCCCUGAGGAAACUCUUGGUGAAGGAGAACGACUGGCAGUGGCAUCAAGAGCACACUACAGCAUUUGAGAAGCUGCAGCAAAUGGCAACUGAAGCUCCAAUACUGCAGUUCUAUGAUGUGAAUCAACCAGUGACUGUAAGUGUGGAUGCAUCACAGAAUGGUGUAGGUGCGGUCCUUCUACAGAACGAAAAGCCAGUCGCAUAUGCCUCAAAAGCCUUCACGGACUGUGAAAAAAGGUAUGCCCAAAUCGAGAAGGAACUGGCAGCAGUAGUCUACGGGGCAGAAAAGUUCCAUCAGUAUGUUUUCAUGAGGAAGUUUGAGAUAGAGUCUGAUCACAAACCCUUGGAGACCAUCAUGAAAAAGCCUCUAGCGGACACCCCACCGCGUCUUCAAAGAAUGCUUUUGAAGCUACAAAAGUAUGAUUGCAAGCUAACCUACAAAAGAGGGAAAGAGAUGUACAUCGCAGAUGCAUUGAGCAGAGACUUUAUCCCGAAGAGUGAAGUCGAUGAGGAAAGCCAGGACAUAGCAGUCUGCAUGGUGGAUAAUCUACCAAUGUCAGCAGCUAGACGAGAUGAGUUGGAGAAACAAACACAAGCUGAUCCUGAGCUCAGGAAGCUGAUGGAGAGUGUUAAGGAAGGCUGGCCUGAGAUGAAACAGGAUGCAGACAAAGAAAUUAGACAGUACUGGCAGUACAGGGAUGAUAUCACUACAGAAGGUGGCCUACUCUUCAAACUACAGAAGGUGAUCAUUCCUAGCUCAAUGAGAAAACUGAUGCUGGAGAAACUCCACCAGAGCCACCAAGGAGUGGAAAAGACCAAGAGAUUGGCCAGAGAUGUGCUGUUCUGGCCAGGCAUGAACGCUGAUAUAGCAGAGCUGGUUGAAAGAUGUGACAUCUGCAGCAGACAUAGAGCCAGCAACCAAAAGGAGCCUAUGCAUGGUCAUGACUUACCUGGGAGACCAUGGCAAAAAAUUGGAAGUGAUCUGUUUGAGUUUGAUGGGUCUACUUACCUGAUCUUGGUAGACUAUUACUCAAACUACUUUGAAAUCAACAAGCUGACAAGUACCUCCAGCAAAGCAGUCAUAGCUAUAUGUAAACAGCAGUUUGCACGGCAUGGUGUCCCAGACGAAGUGAUUUCAGACAAUGGACCCCAAUAUGCCAGUGCAGAAUUCCACCAAUUCUGUGUCGAAUAUGGAGUGACACACAAGACAUCCUCUCCCAGAUAUCCACAGAGUAAUGGGAAAUCAGAAAAAGCUGUGCAGAUAGCUAAAAAUAUCUUGAAGAAGUCAGCAGAUGAUGGUAAAGAUGUUCAUCUGGCUCUUCUGGCAUACAGAAACACGCCAGGAGACGGCCUUCCCUCACCUGCACAGAUGCUGAUGGGCAGAAGGACUAAGACAACUAUUCCUACAUCAGGGAGACUUUUGCAGCCCAGCACUGUAAGCCGAGAGGACAUCAUGGACAGAAAGAAAGAGCUGCAAAGACGUCAAAAGCAGUUCUAUGACAAGGGCACGAAAGACCUCUCUGUGCUCGAACCUGGUGAUAUGGUGACAUACCAAGACGGCAAAGUAUGGCGACCAGCUGUUGUCAUAAAAAAAGAUGAAUCACCCCGCUCAUACAUCAUUGAAGGAGAAGGAGGAGUGCAUUAUCGACGAAAUAGACGCCAUCUCCAGAAGAGACCUGGAUGCCAACUAGGUCAUUACUAUGAUGACCUGGAGGAAGUGGACACCUCUGACAACUCUAACAUAGCAACAUCUCAGAGAUCAUCUAGCCAAGAUAAUACUCAACGUGGACAUCGCUACCCGCAAAGAAAGCGAAGACGCCCUGUUAGGUUAGAUCUAUAG